This is a messenger RNA of Humulus lupulus (European hop), 9289 nucleotides long. Its product is annotated as kinesin-like protein KIN-12D. Gene Ontology annotation, biological process: microtubule-based movement. NCBI's taxonomy places the organism in Eukaryota, Viridiplantae, Streptophyta, Magnoliopsida, Rosales, Cannabaceae. Gene Ontology annotation, molecular function: ATP binding; microtubule binding; microtubule motor activity. The transcript has 37 exons. The record is from RefSeq and is a predicted model, not a curated record. The coding region runs from base 282 to 9092 and encodes 2936 amino acids.
ACAUCUCCACCCUCCAAUCUCAGUUCAAAACACGUAACUAGCUUUUUCUUCUUCGAGACUGUAGAGAGAGUGAUGUUCAAGCUCAAAGCCAAGAGAAAAAGAAAACGAUAAACUUAGAAAGAGCAGAAAGAUGAGUGUUUGAAUCAAGAUCUACUUGAUUUUCACUUUGGCCAAGAUUUUCUACUAACAUUUCAGGGAUUUUUCAUUGAGUUCAAAACCCAUUUGAUACUUGUUUUCACAAACCCAUUUUCUUGAUUUUCUCUUAUUGCUUUUUUUUAAGGAUGUUGAGGGAUUUCAAAUUUUUGCGCCGGAAUACCGGGAAGAACGAUGAGCCGGAGAACAUUCCUGUGAACCGGAAUGAUUUAUCGGCUAUUCGAAUAUCUUCGGAUUCAUCUAGAGCUCCUUUAAACCCUAUACAAGAGCCCACUUCAUAUACCAAGCAAGAACAAGAAGCGGGUGGUGGUCGGAGUAAGGUUGAUAAGACUCCGAGUAAGGUCAAGACCAGAGUUGCAGAUCCAGCAUUGCCUCUGCGCACGCCCGACAAGUAUGGAGCUGGGUUUUCAGCUAGGCAGCGAUUCGGGUGGGCAGCACAGAAGAACGAGCUUGGAGCUACUACCGGUGAUUUGCACGAUUUGCAAGUCCGGGGAGCUGGAAUUAGUAAUGGAGGUUUUGCGAAUAUGACGCCUCGAACUACAACGAGAACAGUUGGGAGAGCUGGUUCGAAUUUUUCAGAGACCAAUUCGACGCAGAGCACUCCCACUAAAAGCGUUUCUAAGCCUCCGGGUUCGAGUCUCCGGAGCAAGGUGGAUGGAGUUGGUGGUGCUCGAACGGGAAACUUUGCUGCAUUGUACAAGGGCACGCCUAUUCCUUCUGGUUCGUGUACAGUGGUUAAUACAGUCGAAGUCCCUCACUUUAAUUUGAAAGAAGAUCCAUCUUUCUGGAUGGAGCACAAUGUACAGGUCGUUAUUCGUGUUCGCCCUCUUAAUAGCAUGGAGCGAAGCACAAACGGAUACAAUAGGAGCUUGAAGCAGGAAAGCUUUAACACCAUUUCUUGGAUUGGCCAUCCAGAAACUCGGUUCACAUUUGACCAUGUCGCCUGUGAAACAGUAGACCAGGAAAUGCUUUUCAGGAUGGCAUGUCUUCCUAUGGUUGAGAAUUGCCUUUCGGGGUACAAUAGCUGUAUGUUUGCAUAUGGUCAGACAGGAAGUGGAAAAACAUAUACAAUGCUUGGGGAUAUUGAAAACCUAGAAGUCAAGCCCAGUCCACAUCGGGGGAUGACACCACGCAUAUUUGAAUUCUUGUUUGCUAGGAUCCAAGCUGAAGAGGAAAGCAGGAGGGAUGAGAAACUAACAUACAAUUGCAAGUGUUCUUUCUUAGAGAUUUACAAUGAACAGAUCACAGAUCUUCUUGAUCCCUCAUGUACCAAUUUGCUUCUCCGUGAGGAUGUUAAGAAGGGUGUUUACGUAGAAAAUCUCUCUGAAUUUGAAGUUGGGACUGUGAGCGACAUCGUAAAUCUUCUAAUUCAGGGUUCUUCAAAUAGAAAAGUUGCAGCUACAAAUAUGAACAGAGAGAGCAGUCGUUCACAUAGUGUAUUUACCUGUGUAAUUGAAAGUAGAUGGGAAAAGGACUCCACGACUAACUUACGGUUUGCUAGACUAAACUUGGUUGAUCUGGCUGGAUCAGAAAGGCAGAAAACUUCUGGUGCUGAGGGGGAGCGUUUGAAGGAAGCUGCUAACAUUAACAAAUCUCUGUCUACAUUAGGUCAUGUUAUAAUGGUUCUAGUGGAUGUGGCUCAAGGGAAGCCAAGACAUAUUCCUUAUAGGGACUCGAGGCUUACCUUCCUCCUUCAGGACUCACUUGGUGGGAACUCAAAGACGAUGAUUAUUGCAAAUGUCAGCCCUUCUAUUUGCUCUGCAGCAGAAACAUUAAACACUCUUAAGUUUGCUCAGAGAGCAAAAAUGAUCCAGAAUAAUGCUGUAGUGAAUGAAGAUUCUUCCGGGGAUGUCACCACUCUGCAACACCAAAUACAACUUCUGAAGGAGGAGCUUUUUAUUCUGAAACGUCAGAAUGUAUCAAGAUCCUUAUCCUUUGGUCUCCCCACCGCUGAUGAUACGAGACAAGAACAGGAAAGUGGUUUUCCUGGACAUGUGUGUGACAUGGAUGUAGAAGAUGAUGAUUUGCUGAAAACUGAAUCCAAAGGCACUGUGAGAAUGUCUACUAAACAGUUGAAAUGUUUGGAGACAACGCUUGCUGGUGCCUUGCGGAGGGAGCAGAUGGCAGAAACUUGCAUUAAGCAACUUGAGGCUGAAAUAGAGCAAUUAAAUCGUUUGGCACGUCAAAGAGAAGAAGACACCAGGUGUACUAAGAUGAUGCUCAGGUUUCGAGAAGACAAAAUUAGAAGAGAGGGGGCACUUGUUAAUGGUUCUAUUCCCGCUGAGAGUUAUUUGGUAGAAGAGAACAGAGCUCUAUACGAAGAGAUUCAACUACUUAAGGCUAAGCUAGAUAAGAAUCCAGAAGUAACUCGAUUUGCUUUGGAGAAUAUAAGGCUUUUAGACCAGCUUAGAAGAUUUCAAGAAUUCUACGAAGAAGGAGAGAGAGAAAUACUCCUGUCUGAAGUAUCCAAAUUGCGAGAUCAGCUACUUCAAUUUCUCGACGGAAACUCUGUACAGCAUAGUCAUCCAAAUCUUAUCACAGAACCUGAGGAAGCCAUUUACAUGAACAAGAAGAAUGAUUCUUUUAUUCAAGAGUUGGAGAAAACUCUUACUGAACUUGAGGAAUGCAGGUGCAACUUAAAAGCUUGUUUGGAUGAAAAUGCAAAACUCAGUAGGGAGCUAGAAGAUGCACAAUCAAUGUUGAUCAAUGUUAAGUCUAAGCCUGCUGAUCAAAUAGAUAGUGUUAAAACCACAGAGGAUUCACAAGAUUUAGGACCUUUCGACCUUAAUAAUGCUGUUCAAAUUGAGGAGAUGGAGGCAAAGCAUGAAUCCAUACUAACUAAGAAUGCAGAAGAAAUUGUGAACUUGCAAUUGGAAUUGGAUAUAAUAAAGAUUAUUCUCAAAGAAGAGAAAUGGUCUGCUGAAAAUUUGGAGGAAAGAGUAAUAUGCUUAAACAACGAACUUGAGCGUGCAAAAGAAGAUUUAUUUUUGACGAGCAAACAUCAUGAAGACACAAAGACAGAAUUGAUGGAAGCUAAGUCUGUUAUUAAGGCUAUGGAGUCUCAGCAGAUUUUGUCUAUCAAUGAAAUGGAAGACCUAAGGAAUUCUAACAGCCGUUAUAUGCAGCUUUUGAGUAAAUAUGAAGUUGAAAUUAUGGCUCUACAAGAGCAACUUGCUUUGAAGGAGCUAAAGGAUGUCUCACCUACAAACUGUUCAGAGAAUGACAGCUCUCUGUUGCAGGAAAAGGUGAUGAGGAUGCAAUGUUCCCUUGAAAAGGCCAAGAGACUGAACACAUGGUACCAAAAUGAUCGUGAAUUUCAUGUCUCUAAUGAUGAAGAAAUGGAUCAGGUUCGCUCGCAGGUUGAGGCUGAAACUGCUGAGGUGAUUGUAUGUAUGCAGGAAGAGUUGGCCAUACUUCAGCAGCAAGUUCAGGAUAGUCAUUUGAAGGAAGUAGAGAUGAAAAGGAAUUUAAUGCUUUCAGAAAGUGAAUUAAAGGAGGUUAAUGAAAAAGUGAACCUCCUGAUCAAAGAUAAUGAGAGUUUAAGUGCUAAGCUGGAGGAGAAAGAUAUAGAAUUAAAAAGUUUAUCUGAAGAAUGGUCUUUGUUAACUAGCGAGAUUGAAGCAGUUCUUUCAGAUGGGUGUGAGUUACUCAUUGAUGCUUCUGAUCAACUUGAACAUAUAUCUAGCUCUUUUCCUCAAAAAUGGAUUUGGAUAUCUGAACAUGUUGGUAGGAUGGUAAGAACCAUAUCUGAAAAAGAAUUAUUGAUUGAAGAAUUGAGAAGAUGUUUAGAGGAUGCAAACAACAAACAAAGUGACGUAGAAAGUAUGCUGAAGUCAUUGAGAGGAGCAGCGAUGGUUAUCACUGAAGCUCACCAGAGCGAAUACAGUGAAAAAGAGAAAGAUAUCCUCGCCUUGACAUCACAGUUGAGUUUAAAAGCAUCGACCAUAAAUAAGCUGGAAAAUAGACUGAAACUACAGGAAGAUGAGUUAAAAAAAGCAUCAGUUUGUGCAACAGUUGCUUUUGUCAUUGUCAACAGACUAGAAGAAGUGAAUCAUCACAAUCUUGAUGAAUUAAAGCAUAAGAAUAUCCAACUUAGUAAAUCAGAAGAAACUAACAUGAGGAAGGAUGCCCUCUUCUGUGAACAGGCUGUCGUAGUUGAAGAAGCAGAUAAACAGAUCAUGUGUUUGAGAGCAGACCUUGUAAGCUUGAAGGAAAUUUCAUCUGAUCUAAAACAGAAGCUUUCGGAAGAGCAAAAACGAACUUAUGCUAUGACAGAAAAGCUUAAAGAUGUUGAAGAGAAUAAUAUAUUAGUUGCAAAGGAAAAACUAGCUGAGCUAAAAUAUGGUGUUUCCUCACUCAAAUCAUGCAUGGGCACCCAUGUGGAGCAGUAUAAAAGUCUUGAAAGGGAUAGUCCACAAGAAGAUCGUACAUCUUUUGAUGGAGAAGGUGCAGGUCAAAUAGCUACCGAAAUAUAUCAAGAUGAUGAUGUUGACAGUGAAAUUGUUGAAGACUCAGGAACAGAUAUCUCUAAGUCUUCUCUUGACGUAGAGAAGAAGGUAUGUUUUCAUUCAUGUGAUCAGGAUAAGUUCAAGUCUUUCCCUUGUGAGGAUAAAUGUGAUAGGGACACUACUAUUAUUCUUCUGAGAAGGGAAAUGGAAUCUGCCCUUCAAAGUUUACAAGAGGUGCAGGUUGAGAUGGAAAAGCUACGAAGAGAGAAUAAAGACAUACUGAAAUCUGAACAAAAAAGUCGCGAAAGCAUGAAAUGUUUUGCAAACCAGGUACAAAAUCUACAAGCAACUUUGAGUGACUUUGAAGUUCAAUCCAAACUGAAGAUGGAAGCUCUGAAUCAAAGGCUAGAGGCAUCUGAACAGAAUGUGGUGGAAGCAUGCUCUCAUUUGUAUGAAACAAGAGAGUUGCUUGAAUUAGAAGUUAAUGAUGCAAAAUUGGUUGCUGCCCAUAAAACUGCUGAAGUUGCUUGCAUUCUCUCAAAAUUUGAAGAAGCGCAGGAUACAAUGAAGGAAGCAGAUAUUAUGAUUAAUGGGCUGAUGAUAGCGAACGAGACCAUGAAGCUUGAAGUAAAAAAAUUGCACAAAAUAAAUGGCAGGUUGAUAAAUGAUAAAGAUAUAUUAGCUAAUGAAGUUCAGAGCUUGCAGUACAUUAACAUCUUCAAAAGUCAGCAAUGUGAACACCUUAUGUCUGAUUUAUCGGAGACAAAUGCCUUGGUUGUAGAACUGCAGGAUAUGGUUGUGGAGGUCCAGGCUGCUUUUAAAGAAAAUUACAUGCUUCUAGCCUCAGACUUCCGUACUGUGAAGAGUGUACUAUCUGACACUUCAAAGCUAGUGAGGACAUGGCUUGAGGAAAUUUGGUCUGAGAUAAUUGGGAAGGAUUGUGCGGUGUCAGUCCUACACCUCUGUCACAUGGGAAUUCUAUUAGAAACAGUGACAGGGCUAAAUGCUGAGAAUGGGCUGCUUCAACAUGGCAUGUGUGAAUCAAAUGCUGUUAUAGCUGAUUUGAAAGAGCACAAUGGCAAGUCAAUUAAAGAGCUUGAGAUGUGUAGGAUGAUCAAGGGAAAAUUAUUGUGUGACAUCAUGAAUGGUUUCGAUCGCAUUUCCAAAAUGGAGGAAGAAAAUCAAGAGCUUAGUGCUAAGCUAGCCACUUUUGAUAAGAAGAUAUCAGAGUUGCAGCUUCAAGAGGAGUUGAUGCUGCAGAGGUCUAACUACAUAGGAUCUCAGCUUGCUAUGUUGAUGACGGAGUUGGACUUGAGUAACAAAAAUUUGGCGGCGUCUCUUUUGGAUCAAGAAAAACUAUUGCAAGACAAAGAGGAGGUCUUUAAAUCACAAUCUGAGUCUUUCAUGAUGGAAUGGUCCGUGAAAGAAUUCGAAUCACUUAUAUUGGCAUCAGAAUUAGAUGAAAUGGCUCUUCGUAAAGCUGACACAGAAAGAGAGCAUAGCCAGUGCUGUACAAUUCUUGAAAAUUUAGAGAGAGAGAUUUUUCUCUUCAAGGUAGAUACAGAACUGAAAGAUCAGCUCUUGACAGAUAAGGAAGUUGAGGUUGCUUGUCAAUUCUCUGUCCUUGAACAGCAAAAGCAGAAAAUGCAGGAGGAGUUACUAAUGCUGAAUUCUUCUUCACGUGAGCUUAAGAAUGAUUUCAGAAAGAAGGAAGCCGAGCUAACUAGAAUGACCAGCUUUGAGAAAGAAAAUGAGCUGCUGAAAAUUGAGAUCGAGAAUUUGAAUGCUGAGAACAGCUUAGUUCUCCACAAUCUGGAGGAGAAGAAUUCCGAUGUUGAAUCAUAUUUAGGCCGUGCUGAUGUCUUUGAGAAAGAAAAUCACAGGUUACGAAACAAUAUUUUAUUUUUGGAGACUCGCAUUGCCAAUCUAGAGAUGGAUUUCAAGCUGAAAACUGAUGAACUUCACGAACUCCAACAAUCUCAUUAUUCUAUGACAAAAGAGUUAUGCUUCAACAGUGAAGACUUGCAAGCCUACACUAGCAGUAUUAAUACGUUGAAAGAAGAAAAUGUUCUUUUGCGAGAAGAGCUAGUGUCUUCCAAGAGAAGCAAGCAUGAACUCCUCACCAUGGGCAGCUCUGACAUCGAGAAGUGUGUUGAUUUGAUGGAUAGCAGAAUAAAUUUUCUGAAGGAAGGAGGCUUUGUGAACGUGGAUAAAAUGCUUAAAGAAAUAUGUGAAACUGCAGAGAAGACAAAUGAGUUUAUGGAGCAGAUUGAGUGCCUAAAGGGCCUUGCCAAAGAGCUGGAAUCUGAAAAUAUGUCUCUUCAAACAGAGCUACUAAGGAAGGAUGAUGUUCUCAAAGGCUUGUUAUUUGAUUUGAGCUUGUUGCAGGAAUCUGCAUCCAAUACCAAGGAUCAGAAAGAUGAAAUAGAGGAAGUAAUGGCAUCACUUGAGGCUUUAGAAGAUGAGCUUUUGGUGAAAUCAAUUGAGCUCGACGAGGCCAUGGCUGCAAAGCAAAUGCUUGAAGCUCAGUUGCACGAGAAAACAGACAGAAUUGCCACUCUUGAGUUGAGUAUCUCAAAAGAUUGCGAGUCUCGAGAAGUUCUUCGCAGUGAAAAUUUGGAACUGAAGGCUCAGCUAGAAGAUGCUUUGACUGCUAAAAGUUCUGUUGAGGAGGAUUUGACUGAGACAAGGAAGGUAAAUGAGAGCUUAGAAAUGGAGCUCAUGGAAAUGGGUAAUGCUAUUGAUCGUUUGAAUGAUUCGAUAGAAUCUCUGAGAAGCAAUCUAGAUGAACUUGAGAGCGAGAGGGAUCAACUACGGCUGGAAAUGCUUGGUUUGAAAAACAAGCUUGAAGCAGAACAGGCACGGGCGGAAGAACAAGAAGCAAUUGCAAAGGAAGCUCAAGAGAUAGCUGAAUCUAAGAACAUCUAUGUUGACGAAAAAGAGGCAGAGGUGAAGCUAUUAGAAAGGUCUGUUGAAGAGCUAGAGUAUACUGUAAAUGUACUGGAAAACAAGGUUGAUAUUGUAAAGGGAGAAGCUGAAAGACAGCGGUUGCAGAGAGAAGACCUAGAAUUGGAACUUCACGCUGUAAAACAACAAACACAAAAUGUUGAAAAUGCUGAUGCUGACAUGAGAAGGUUCUUGGACGAAAAAGAGAAAAGUCUUCAAGAAGCACUUACGCAAAUACAGAUUCUUGAGAGGGAUAUAGUUGAGAAGGACUCGGAGAUUGCCCAGUUCAAGGUCCAUAUUUCUGAGCUAAACUUGCAUGCUGAAGCACAGGCUAGUGAGUACAAACAAAAGUUCAAGGCGUUGGAAGCCAUGGCUGAGCAAGUCAGACCCGAAGGCAGCUUUCUUCAUGCCCUGACUUCUUCACCAAAAAAGACUGAGAAGUUUGCUGCAAAGCCGAGGGGAUCUGGUUCUCCUUUCAAAUGCAUUGGCUUAGGCAUGGUGCAACAAAUAAAAUCAGAGAGGGAUGAAGAUCUUACCGCGGCAAGGCUGCGAAUUGAAGAGCUUGAAUCCUUGGUCGCAAGUCGCCAAAAAGAGAUAUUUACUCUAAACACCAAAUUGGCGGCUGCUGAAAGCAUGACCCAUGAUGUGAUUCGGGACUUACUGGGAGUCAAGUUGGACAUGACUACUUACGUGUCAUUGCUGGACAAUCAGCAAGUUCAGAAGAUUACUGAGAAGACUCGAUUUCAUGAUUUAGAUUCACAAGAUAUGGAUCAGGAGGUUGUUAAGCUGAAAAAACAGCUAACUGAAUUCAUUAAAGAGAGACAAGGAUGGCUAGAGGAGAUUGAUCGAAAACAGGCUGAAGUAGUAGCUGCACAAGUCGCUUUAGAAAAGCUUCGGCAGCGUGAUCAAUUACUUAAAGCUGAGAAUGAGAUGUUAAAGAUGGAGAAUGUAAAUCACAAGAAGAAAGUGAUGGAACUUGAAGGAGAAAUAAAUAAGCUGUCUGGCCAACAAAACCUCCAUCAGCGAAUUCAUCAUCACACUAAAAUCAAGGAAGAAAACAACACGCUCAAGACUCAUAAUGCAGACCUUAGCACCAAGCUGAGGCGGACAGAAGUCAUUCUUUCACGUGUCAAGGAAGAGCUUGCUUGCUUCCGUGCAUCCAAUGGGAGGAGUCCCUACAUAGAUUUUGAUGAGGAGAAGCGGUUGAGCGCAAAAUUGAAGGAAACAGAGGAGGAAAAGGUGCAAUUAGCACAGAAGUUAUUGGCUCUAUGUACCAGUAUUUUAAAGGCAGCUGGAAUUACAAAGCCUGUAAAUGACAUUAACCCCUCUCUUGCUGAAGAAGUACUAGAGCAGCUCAAGAAUAAAAUUACCUCUAUGGAUAGAGAAGUGCAAGAUUUGAAAUACAAGAGUAAGAUUACAAGUGAAAGAGCUCGAUUGUGUGAGCUCAUGCCACAUUCUUCACCAAUUAAUUCUAGAGCAGAUGAGAAACGUCAAACCCCUAAAAAGGUGUCCCAAUCUCCGUACUUUUCUGAUAUGGAUCGUUGAGUGUCAUCAUCUCACGGGGUAAAUAAAUGGUGUAUAGUUAGCUUUCUGCUAACAUGUAUAAUUUACAACUUUUUUGCCCAACAUAUUUGAGGGCGAUUUUUGUUUUUUUAAUGUAAAUUUGUUCUUUUAUGUGGGUCUGUAAAUAUUACAAUUACGUGUGUAACAAAAUUAAUAAAGAAAUCAAUUCAUUCACCCCA